UACACAAACUGUGCGGGCGGAGUCGGCUCCGAGGAGCGCGGGGGAAGGAAGGAGCGCGGCGCGCCAGCGACCCUCUGCGCAUGACCGCCUCUGGUUGCCUAGGCAGCGGGACGGAGUCGCCCGGAAGAGCUUCCCUUAAGGAACUGCCGCCUCCUAAAACUCAUCCCCGAGGGGCUCGGGACUGACCAGUUCCUGAGGCAGUCUUGACCACGGCAAAGCAGAUGAGGCGCAGAGCCUGAUGCAAUGUGAUGGCCAUCCGCCUAGAAGCCGAAGGAUUCAGAUAAACAGGGGGAAUUGGCCCCAGCGGACACCGGGACUAUGGCAGACUUUUCUGAGACCUUGGAGUCCUUGACUGAUGAGGUAAAGAGUUCCGGUUCAUUCAGUUCCUCUGGAGGACUGCAGCCCUGGUCUUACGCCUCUGGGAGCAAGUCUGAGAGUGGAUCGCUGCCUUCACGCUCCGAAUAUGGAGACAACCAAUCUGAGCUUUCAGACUUCAAAGCUAAUGUAAAGAAAUUGAGCAGAAAAUGGAUCCAUAACCUCAAGGGCAAGGAAACGAACUCUGAACAGUACCGACCAGACACUAAACAUCAAACAGACAUCACUCAGGUAUCCCUUGAAGAAUUGAAUGCCCUGCAGUCUUUUUGCACCAUUAAGGUAAACCUGAUCCACCACAGAGCGAACUCUAAGGAGAAAAAGAGCAGCAGACACAAAAAGCUGCAGCUUGGACCCGAGGCCGAGGCUCCAGAGGUAGAUGCCUUAAAGUGUACUGUCCCUGACGAGCUUUUGAAUAGAAUCUAUUUUAAAAACAUGAGGACAACAUCCAAACAGGUGGGAACAGCUAAGCAACAUAUUUCUUCUCGGUGUCCCGACUGUAUCAGAAAAAGGGCAGAACUAGCCCAAGCUGCCUUCCUGAGACAGAAGAAGACUUUGCUGGAGUCACUUCUACUCCAAGAGAAAAUAGAUGAACAUCUUCAUACGAAAGACUUCCUUACCCUCAUCAGAGAAGCACACCAGAGCCUUCCCAGGCUUUCAGAUGACCCCAGAAGAAUCUGGGAAAGGCUGAAUGAGAAACGUAAAAUUGGAUACUCUGGUUUUUUGAAAGGUCAGAUAUAAAGCAGAAAAUGUAGCAGAAUGGAACUAGUGCUUGUUAUUCACCUUUUUGUCUGCUUAUUGGCAAACCUCUUAUUCUUAACCAGACAGGGGGUGGUGUUUAUUAAUGAUAAUGUGUCAUGUGGGUAAAUGUUUCUGUUGUGUAUUUGAAUAAUUAUCAUCUCUAUAAUAGGGGUGGAGCGGGCAUGCAGCAUAUAGCACCCAAUCCUUAGCAUCGCCACCGUUAUUGGGAGACCCUGAGAAGAGCAGUUAUAAGGUCCCUCUCUGCCUGUGGUCACACCCCAGUGCCCAUCGUGGCAGAGUGUGGGGUGCGAAGCAGUCACAGGGUGUGCCUGGGGACAGGCUGACGGCUGCCCUGUAGAGCCCCAGAAGCCUCGCAUGGCCUCCUAACUGGCCAGGCCCAGGCCUUAAAGGAGCAGUGAACCUCUUCUCCAUCCCCACCUCUGGAACUGUGGUCUCCAUGCCUGGCAGUUCAAGGAGGCCUCAGCAACUGGAGUAAAUGGGGAAUUCUGCAACUCAGGUAAUAGCUUCAACCAGCUUCAGUCUCUCUGUUCAAGUUUCAGAAACUGGUCUAGCUUAGAUGAGUUGUCUAUUCUGAGGAAGUGGCCAGAGGUCAGGGAUAAUUUGCACAGACAUAGAACAUCUACUUCAGGUCCACUGCUGUGGUUGGGUCUCUUUUCAAAGAAGGGCAAUUGUUGUGAGCUAGGAAUUCACAUGAUUGGUAAUUGCUACAGCACAUAUUCCUGUCAAUUCUAAACAAAUGAUUCUCUCCAAUUUAAAUGAGAGGCCUGAGAACCAGUUGGGCCCUGGGUUCCCAGCUGGGCAGGGACCAGAGACUUAGCCAAGAGGGUGCCUGUCAGCUAAGAUCUGCCUCCUUUACUGGGCCUGGGCCCUGCGGGAGGACCCAGACUGGGUGUAGGACAAGUGCGUCAGGCAAUUAUUGGCCUCUGCAAGGAUCACCCUCCUUUUAGCCAAGCCUGGACCUCAGUGGGUGAAAGUUGAGCUUUGGAAUCUUGCCUUUUAUUGUCUGAACUGAGAAUAACAUUUAUUUUGGUGAAGGUUAAUGGGGAACACCUUGAGCCAUGGACCAGACCUCAGGAACAAAGGAUCUGCCACUAACAAGUUUGUAACAACUAACACACCCUCCCUCACCUUUCCUAUUAAAGGGAUUUGUUGAAAGCUUUGGGGGCAUUAUGGGGUUCUUAAGGCAUGGCCCUACAAUAAACCGUUCUAUGCGCCAAACUCUUAAUGUUUUAAUAUCCUUUGGCCUCACUGUGUGUGGGCACAUGGACCUGCAUUCUAUAACAUUUCUAGUCACUUUGGAAACAAGAGUUUACUAUUCUUCCCUCACAGAUUUAAGGACUAAAGCUUUCCACCCAGUGUUUUUUCAUAUUAUCAAAGGCAACAUUUUAGUUGAAAGAGUUACGAAGUUUUUAUAACAAUCCAGGAGAGAGAUACUAGCAUUUUGGAUUAGGAUUUUGACUAUACAGGUAGAAAGAAAAACAGAGAUCUAACAAAGAUUUAGAAGGUAAUACGGGCAUUCUUUGGUGAAGAAAUGAAUAUAGGGGUUUCAGUUCAGUUCAGUUCAGUUGCUCAGUCAUGUCCGACUCUUUGCGACCCCAUGAAUCGCAGCACGCCAGGCCACCCUGUCCAUCACCGACUCCCGGAGUUCACUCAAACUCAUGCCCAUUGAGUUGGUGAUGCCAUCCAGCCAUCUCAUCCUCUGUUGUCCCCUUCUCCUCUUGCCCCCAAUCCCUCCCAGCAUCAGGGUCUUUUCCAAUGAGUCAGCUCUUUGCAUGAGGUGGCCAAAGGACUGGAGUUUCAGCUUCAGCAUCAGUCCUUCCAAUGAACACCCAGGGCUGUAUAGGUGUUUAGUAAAAUGUAAAUGUUAAGAAUGUGACUAAGUUUCUGACUUGUACAUUUGUAUGAUAUGAUAAUUUCAUUGAGAUAGGAACAGUGGAAGAGGAUGAUGUUUGAUUAAGGCAAUUAUUUGGACGUGGUUAGUUUGAGAAAUAUUUGGGACAUUCACAUUGAGAGGUUGACGAACAUUUGGUUAUUUGUGCUUGUGAUCUGAAGACAAGGUCUAACCUAGAGAUUGAAGUAAAGGGUUGAGGGGGAGGGGAUCACUGGAAGAUACUGUAGUUAGAAAUUGAAGUCAUAGAUGUGGUGAGCUCUUCUCGAAGAAAAUAGAAUGAGAAGAGAAGAAAGGCUAUGACCAACUCUUGAGAAAUUUACCAAUUAGUGGCUGGGUAGAGGAGAAUAAGGUUUCCCUGAUGGCUCAGUGGUAAAGAACCCGUCUGCCAAUGCAGGAGAUGUGGGUUUGAUUCUUAGGUCGAGAAGAUCCCCUGGAGUAGGAAAUGCCAGUCCACUCCAGUAUUUUUGCCUGGGAAAUCCCAUGGACACAGGAGCCUGGCAGGGUACAGUCCACGGGGUUGCAAAAGAGUUGGACACAACUUAGCAACUGAACAACAGCAGCAACAGAGGAGAAUAAGCCAGCAAAGGAGAUUGAGGAGGAGUCAUCCUAGAAUAAAGGAAAACAGCAAAGUGUCGUGUCAGAGAGCAAAGAGAGAGAUUUCAAGGACGGGCUGUCGAAGCAUGCCAACCCAACAGAGUUCACGGGAGAUAGUUUAGUCACAUAUUGGCCUCUUGGACUUAACAGCAGUCCCUUCACUCUUAGAAUCUGGGCAGACUGACAAAGCAGAUUGAGGAGUAAAUGUAAGCUAAGGACAUGAGGAAUAUGGGUACAGACCUUUUUUUAAAAAAAAAAAAAAAACUUGAAAAGCUCCUUUAUUUUUAGGACAGUUAAAAUAUCAGGUAGCAUAAAGGACUGAUCUAGUGCCCCCUUGUAUUUUGUCCAAAUCAUGAUUAACAACAGCCCAAUUAUGUUAUGAAUGCUGCUUAUUUCUUAAAUUCUGAGUAAUUUCUUACAUUCUGAGUAAAUGUCACCAGUUUUCUAGAUGACUUAAAAAUUGAUACUAGUCUUAUUUUCAAAGGAAGUGGUAUGUCGACUUCUUGAAGUUUAGCUGUGGAAGGAGAGCGGAGAUAAUUUUUCUACAUGUCUUUACACCUAACCUAUAAUAAUCAAAAAUUUGUAAAAAUCAGCAAAAAAUAGCCUUUGUAUCAUAUUUCAAUACUUCAAUACUAGUCUUUGCCUUUAGACCUUCAUUUAUGUAUAAACAUGCUCCUUUUUUUCUAUAAAAUUUAUUGUAUUUCUCUUAGUCAUUCCUAGAUAAAAUGGGAAAUGAAAUCAUUACCAUUUUCAUGGUAACAUUUUAUUUGAAAUCCACACUAUGUCAUGCUUUAUCUUUGCCAUAUUAGUAUAAAAAAUUCUGAAUUAUUUUCCUAUUAAGGGUCAUAAUUCAUCCCUUCAGUCAAUUAAGUCUUCCAGUCCAUGCACAAGAGAUUUUAAAUUUUGUUUAGGUCUUUAAUUUUGAAAGAAGUGUUUGUGCAAACAAGUUAUGUGCUUACAAGUGUUUGUGCAUGUAAGUUAUGUGCUUCCUUUAUUCCUAAGUAUUUUACUCCAUUGUUUGCUAUAGUAAAUCGAUUUUUUUCCAAUUCAUUUUCUUUUUGGAUGUUCUUUGCUAGUGUGUAGAAAUACAACUGAUUUUUGCCUGUUGAUUUUGUAUCUUGAAACUGCUCAGUUUAUUGAUUUGCACUAACAGUUUUUAAGAAAAUGGAUUCUUUCGAGUUUUAGAGCUAGAAGAUUUUGUCAUUUGUAAACAGAGAUAAUUUUACUUCUUGCUUUUGAUUUGGACACUUUUUUUUUUCUUGCCUAAUUGCCCUGGCUCUAAUUUCCAGUACUGUAAUGAAUUGAAGUAGUGAAGUGAACAUCCUUAUCUUAUUUCUGAUCUUAGGGGAAGAGCUUUCAGUUUUUAACCACUGAGUAUGUUUGUGGGUUUUUCAUAAAUGGCCUUUUUCAUUUGAAGUAAGUUCCUUUCUAUUCUUAGUUUAUUGAAUGUUUUUGUAUCAUAAAGGGGUAUUUCAUCAGUUGAGAUGAUCAUGUAGUUUGAUGUACUCUUUAACCCAUUCUCAUGCCUCACCUUCUUUGCACUCAGCCCAUAACCUUGAAACACUGACUAAUCAGAAUUAAAUGUUGUAGUCUGUAUGCUAAAGCACUAAUAUAAAUUUAUAACACUUGUGUCUUAAUAAUCUUUUCUUUCUUACUUGAUUUGAACAACUGGAGCUUGUUCCAUCUUAUACACUUAGAGGUUCCAUCUUAUACAGUAUCCAUGGGACUUAGCACAAUGCCUGACACAGGAUGGUGUUCAAGAAAAGUUUCAAUGAUGGAAAAACAAGUACAUCCAAAUAAUGAGAUUUAAUAUGUCUUUUGCAUCAGAACAAGAAAAUAAUCUGCUAGUGUUUUGUCUUUGUGUAGCUAUUUUUUAUAAUUGUUCUCUUUCUCUCCAUGGCUUGGAUUCCUUUUUAUCAUAUACAUUCAUACUUUUUCUCAGUGGCAAAUUAGUGCAACACUUUUUGAUAUCUUUUCAUAUGCAGCCAAUUAAUACAGUAUUCAUUUAAAAUAAUAUAAAAAUAUCUCUCUCUGGAAUUCAUGUUUUCAGAUAGAAAACAUUUAUGUGAAUUGUUAACUUCAAAGAUAAUUCAUGACUUUUUGCAGUUUUGAAAUGAGGUAGAAGUUCUUGAUGCUCAAACUCAAAAAUAGUUUCUAAUUCUUCUGAACAAAUUCAAAAGGAAUGAAUAUCUUUUCUCCAAACCCUUUAUAGCGGCACCCAAGAGAUUCCAAUAAGGCUGGAAAGGAAAAUCUAUCAGAUCAGAUGCUAAGAAACCACAUAUUUCCCCAAUGCACUAAAAAUGUAUCUGGCAACUUGAUACAGGAUUAAAUAAAUGCAGCUUAUAUAACUGUAAUAUAGACAAUAUAUAAAUAUGCAUCCAUGUAGUUUAUGAUUUUUAUCUAGAUUUUUAAUGAAAAAAAAUUCUGCACUGAGAAACAAAUCUAUGCAUUUAACGAGUAUUAGAAAAACAAAAUCCUUGGAACAGAAGUAAGUGAUGUGCCAGAUUGAGAGAAAAGAAAGUUCAGUCCUGAACCUCUGAGUCAUUCAAAUUCCAGUCUCAGAACUGUUUAGGAAUGUUUGGGACACCCAGCUCAGAAUACCUCCAGUUUUAAACAUGUUAGUUUAUUUCAUGAUGAAGCCUAAUAUAGUAACAUAGCUGUUUCUGCAGCAACAUAGUUAAACAGGCUGCGAAGAAAAUGAGAAUUGUGGUUCUACAUGGGUGUGGGCUCUCCUUCAAUUUUUUUCUGGAGUUGACAGAUGAAAAGUAUAUACACAAAUAGUUAAUCUGAGACAGAAAAAAGACAGCUGAAUUCUCAGUUGACAAUGCCCUCUGCAAUAGAGAAUUUCAAAUUCUCCAAUUUUCUGUAAACUCAAAUUACAAUGGAUAUUACAAGAUUCUAUCAGGGUAGCUCCAAUAAUCCCAGAGUCUAGCUUUGACGAGCCCACUGUUGAGGUAUUAAUUGGGGUUUAGGAGAAAGUAUGUUAUGGUCAUUCCACCCCAAAUUUGCUUUGAAUGUCAAGACUGAUGACCCCACAUGAAGUCUGAGAAGGUCUGAAAAGGUCUAUUGCUCACAUAUUGAGAGUUGCUUCUGAGGGACACAGGGCAAGCUCCCAAGCUGAUCUAAAAAUGGCUGGAGAGAGAGGAAAGAUACCGGUUUGGCUUUUACUGUGAUCAGGGAGUGGGGCUGAGGUGAGGAUUCACACCUGUGGGCUAGACUUACAUGGUCUGAACUUCAUGCCAGUACCAAAGGGAGCCCUGGGCUUUUAUCAGCUGUUGCAAAGGUGGAGUGGGAGUGAAAGGUGGGCGUGCACGUUUUUGACUGUCAAACAUCAAAAUUGGAAUCAGACUCUUUAUUACCGGUCAUCCUUAAGUUUGACUGCUGAUAAAAAACGUCAUAUUUCAUUUAAUUAAUAUUUAUCUUUCUUGAGUAUGCUUGAGUAAGAGAACUCUAUGAGGCUUGUAGCCUGAGACAGACAGGGGUGGGGAAAGUUCCAUUGAACACCUUGUUCAAGAGCUCAACAUUGUAUAUUUUUAGAACUGAAAUGGUCACCCUUAACAUCUGGCAUCUCAACGUGGAUAAAGUGAGGCCUGUAUUAUAGCUUUAAUAUGUCACCUUGAUUUAUAUUUUGGGUAUUUGUGAGGCAAGAGACUCCCAUAGUUAUUUUCCCCAAGGAUGGAAAACUUGGAUAAAUAAUUGCUGUGGUUACCAUUGGUGUAACUAGGUGGCUGGAACACUGCAAUGGCCUGAGAGUCUGUAAACAAACACUAAUGCAGGCAGUUGUUGGGCAGAGUAAAGCUGUUGACUGCAUGAAAUCCAGCUAAUUUUGCUGAUCCUUGAAGCCCAUCCUUUGUCAAGGAUGUCUGGAUUAGGGAAUUCAAAGUAGCAGCUCUCCAGAAAGCUCUAUAACAUGCAGUUUUGUCCAUAAAGUGUACAAACUCCUACUCCUUUGCACUCACUGGACUCCAAGGAGUCAAAUGCCAAGGGCACAAGAGAGACGUUAACUCUCAACUGGCCAGGGUCUGAGGUUAGAGGAGGCCACCCUUUCCCACAGGUGGGAUACUCCAGGGGACCCCAACUUAGGUCCAGCCUGCAGUUAACACUUCUGCUUAGCAAGGAGGUCUUGAUGACUGAGCUGAGUUCAUAGAAGGCUGCCUCCCUGCCCCACAGAAAGGUAUGGAGCUGCAGAGGCUCAGGGACCGUAGGAGUGGAUAUGUGUUUCCAGGGGACCAAUAGGCAGUCUCCAGUAACCACUCUAGUGGUAUAUACGGUAUGAGGCUCAGGAGGCAGUUUCUCAUACCAGAAAUCCACGAGCAGCUUACAGUCAUCACGGGUGGUGCAGAGGUUUCAGGAGCUGUGAGAGGCCUUUGCUCCAGUUUCUGCAGUGAAUGGCUCUCUGGGGGCAGGGAAUGGGAACACUAAGGGGGGACUCUCAGACAUUCCAGAGUCCUUUGUUGGAGGGGAGCCCCAAUUCAAGAUGGGACAAAUUGUGAAUAACAGCAUAAAAAAGCUUAAUAAAACUUGUAAAUGAAGAAUAUGUUGCCCCCAGAUUCCCCAAAGGCCUAAAAGAUACUGGGCUUGUUUAACGUUGUGAGUGCAGAGAAGGUCAACUGCUUCUUCUUGACAGAGAUGCCAGGGUCUUCGGGUUACCAAAUACUUUCAGAAAUUUCACCAGGGUUGUAGGGCUUUGUACUAAAUGCAGGAAAUUCCCUCUCACCCCAACCACCCCCUUGUUUGAGCUCCCCUCCUCUCCCAUGUGGCUCAGAUGGUAAAGAAUCUGCCCGGGUUAGGAAGAUCCCUUGGAGAAGGGAAUGGCAACCCACUCCAGUAUCCUUGCCUGGAGAAUUCCAAGGACAGAGGAGCCUGGCGGGUUACAGUCCAUGGGGUUGCAAAGAGUUGGACAUGACUGAGCGAUUAACACUCUUACUUUAUUCUCCCUCAUCUUCUCUCUCUCUCUUUUUUUUUUCUUUCAGUUUUAUCUUCCUACCUAGAAAGAGUUUUAUUGUAUUUCAUUCAACUUAAAGUAUUCACAUCAAAGUCACCUAGGAAAAUUUUUUAAUGCAUUAAAAAAUAAAAUAAACAUUUGUGUGUGUGUGUCUGUGUAUGAAGGAGGUAGAGCAGAUGGAAAAAAAUUCUAGUCUCAUAGGGUCCCUGGGAGAGAAAGUUUCGGAAAAUAACACCCCAUCCACUCUCUCUGGAGAAUAACUUCAUCUCUCAUACAAGAAACUAUUUCUAUAACCCAUGGAAGUAAUCACACAGAGCUCUGGGUCAACAGAUUUUCCAAAAGUCAGGAUGUGUCAGUACACACCCCAGAGAGAUUUUCUCUCACAAUGAAGUAAGUGUUGAGGAAAAAAAAAAAAAAUUCUGCAAUCACUCUUCAAGACAACAUCAUAAAUAUGAUAUUUUCAUUUCACAGUAUUGGCCACGCUGAUAAAGUAAUUAAAUAUUUAGCCAUAUAUUGAUUCUUCAGGGCAAAAGGAAGUAAGGCUGUGAGGAAGAAUCUGUGCUAUGCCCCUCGCUUAGUUUCUGGUGGUUUGCUGACAAUUUCUGAUGCUCUUUGGCCUAUAGAAACAUCACCCCAGUCUUUGCCUUCAUGCUCACACUGCAUUCACCAUGUACGCAUAUCCGUGUCCAACAGCUCCUUCUGAGAAGGACACCAGUCAUUAGGAUUUGGGCUCACUCCAAUGACCUCACCUGAUCACCUCUUUAAAGAUUCUCCAAAUAAAGUCACUUUCUGAGGGAUUAUGAGUUAGAACUUCAACAUGUGUAUUUGGAGAGAAACAUACUCUAGCUGUAACAGAGACAGCUCUAAAGCAGACGAAGGAAACACCCAGAAUUUCAUCUCAGUGAACUUGUUCUAGAAUCUUAAUUAAAGAGAGAGGCUCAAGUUAACAAUUUUCAACCAUGGCUGCACGUUAGAAUUAUCUGAGAAGCCUUCAAAAUAUACCCAUUCCUGGGUCCUCCUUCUGUAUAUUCUGAUUUAAAUGUUGCUGAGUGGAGAUCUGGCAGUAUUUUCAAAAAAUUUCCUAAGAGUAUAAUAUACAGCUGCAUUUAGAGCAACUGUUUUGGGAUGCUAAAGCUCGAAGCAGGAAGACCAAUUUGAAGGCUGUUUUGUUACUCAAGGAAAGAUAACAACGCUCUGAAACAUGGCAUCAGCACUGGAAAAGAGGAAGAAAUAGAUGUUUUGUAGAAACAGGAAGUAAAUCAGCAGGACUUGAUGAAUCAUUGAAUUGGAGGGAUCAAACCAAUCCAUCCUAAAGGGAAUCAGUCCUGGAUAGUCGUUGGAAGGACUGAUGCAGAAGCUGAAACUCCAAUACUUUGGCCACUUGAUGCCAAGAGCUGACUAAUGAGAAAAGACCCUGAUGCUGAGAAAGAUUGAGGGCAGGAGAAGGGGGUGACAGAGGAUGAGAUGGUUGGAUGGCAUCACCGACUCAAUGGACAUGAGUUUGAGCAAGCUUCAGAAGUUGGUGAUGGAAAACUGGCGUGCUGCAGUCCAUGGGGUCUCAAAGAGUCGGACACGACUGAGUGACUGAAUUGAACUGAACUGAACUGGAGGGGACGGGUGCAGUAAGGAAGAACAAGAGAUGACAUGUAAGUUUCCAUCAGGUGUAUGCUGG
Molecule: messenger RNA, 10236 nt
Organism: Dama dama (fallow deer)
Lineage: Eukaryota; Metazoa; Chordata; Mammalia; Artiodactyla; Cervidae
Gene: C32H8orf48
Product: chromosome 32 C8orf48 homolog
Exons: 1
Coding region: 319-1113 (264 amino acids)
Source: RefSeq, a predicted model, not a curated record